This is a messenger RNA of Macrosteles quadrilineatus (aster leafhopper), 2702 nucleotides long. Its product is annotated as oocyte zinc finger protein XlCOF6-like. Gene Ontology annotation, molecular function: RNA polymerase II cis-regulatory region sequence-specific DNA binding; catalytic activity; DNA-binding transcription factor activity. The coding region runs from base 1 to 2412 and encodes 803 amino acids. The record is from RefSeq and is a predicted model, not a curated record. The transcript has 5 exons. Lineage: Eukaryota; Metazoa; Arthropoda; Insecta; Hemiptera; Cicadellidae. Gene Ontology annotation, biological process: regulation of transcription by RNA polymerase II.
AUGUCUGGUUAUUCUAUCUUUAGGAAUGAUCGGCUUAACAAGACUGGUGGUGGAGUGGCUGUCUAUGUUAAGGACGGUUUGAAUGCCAGACUAUUGUAUGCAUCUCCGGGUGAGUACUCGGCUAAACCCGAGUUCAUGUUUUUAGAAAUUUGUUUGUCUGGCUCAGAUGCUCUUCUCAUGGGGGCAUGUUACCGCCCUCCAGGCGUGGGGCAUCUGGCAGAUUUUGAAGACAUUCUCUUGCGCCUCAUGCCUGGCUACGGUCGUAUCUUAAUCAUGGGCGACUUCAACUGUGACUUAUUGAAACCUGAACGCUACGACUGCAGACAAUUAAAAAACAUGUUUGACUCUUGCAAUUUUACUAUACUUCCACUGGACCCAACGCACCACACUGCCGAAGCUGAAACUCUAUUAGACCUCAUCAUUGUAAAUGAUCCAGAAACUUCAGUCCACCACGGACAGCUUCCAGUCCCGGCCAUAUCUCGCCACGAUUUAAUCUAUUGCGCCCUUUCAAUAAGAGCACCAAAACCCGAACAAAAAAUCAUUACUUCAGUCUUACAACACGCCAAGUUUCAUUCUUACGCUGAUGACUUACAAAUUUACGCUCACUUCAAAGUCAGUGUGGUGAAUGAAACAAUCACAUCAAUGAACGACGACAUCAACAGAAUUGUGGAGUGGGCAGCAAAGAAUGGACUAAAACUUAACCCUGACAAAACCAAACCAAUCAUUAUUGGCCACGCACGACAACUAAACCGACUUGACCAAAACCUUUUACCUCACAUCACUGUGAAUGUAACAGCAUGUCGCCUUUGGAACUCACUACCAUUCACUAUCAGGAGCAUAGAAUCCCGUUCCCGACUGACGGCGGCGCUGAAGGCGUACUAUCUCGAUCGGAUGACCGUGGCUUGGUGGGAUGGCGAUAUCCCUAACAUAGUAAAAUUCGAGCCUCAGGAUGAAGACCCAACACUUCAAGUUGAAGAACUACAGGGUGUUUCCCUUCGUAUUCUUCAAACACAGGAGGAAACGCAGGACACGAGGGAGGAUCCCAUCACUACAGUGAGUACAGAAACCUUUGUUUGCAGUCAUUGUCACAAAACAUAUCACUCCAAAUCCACAUUGUCAGUUCACAUACGAAGAGUUCACUUGCCCGACAGCUGUUACAAAUGUCCUGAAUGUGAUAAAAUAUUUACAAGCCAGGUAGGGUUGAAAAUUCACCAGAAUACGCAUUCAGACGAUAAACCAACAAUGUGCAAAGAGUGCGGGAAAACGUUCAGUUGUGUAUACAAUAUGCGUGUUCACCAGCGGGCCCAUAUUGGACUGAAGCCGUUUCUAUGUGCUGAUUGUAACACAAGUUUUUACGACAAAGGCAGCCUCCGGAAACAUCAAAGGGUACAUUUGAAUGUUAAACCCUUUAAAUGUUCAUAUUGUCAGCGUUCCUUCAGACGAAACUCUUCGUUGCGGAAACAUGAAAUUACACAUAUCGGAAAUAGACUAUUUCAGUGUAACACCUGUAAUAAGUGGUACAGUACGAAGGAAAGUCUCAAACGUCACCAAAUCGUUCACACUGGAGUAAAAGCCUUCACCUGUCAUGUUUGCGGGAAAUCUGUUUGUAACCAAUACACACUGAAAAUUCAUAUGAGAAUUCACACCGGCGACAAACCUUACGCUUGUGACCUCUGUAAACUGAGGUUUUAUGACUCCAGCACGCUGCGGAAACACACAAAAAAUUACCACAUUCAAGAAAAGUCUUUCCAAUGUGAUUUGUGUAAGAAAACGUUUGCGGAUAAAAGAAACAUACAACUACACAUGGUGACUCACUUGCAAGUAAAAAAAUAUGAAUGCAAAUUCUGUGAUAAGUCCUUCACUGGAAAAAAUUACCUGAAAACUCACAUCAAUAUACACAACGGAAUUUACGAAUUUGUCUGUGUAGUUUGUAGCAAAGUUUGCGUUUCUAAGGAAAACUUGCAGGCUCAUCUUAAAUGCCACGAGGAGGAAAAACAGUUUUCUUGCGAGGUUUGCAAAAAGUUUUUCAGAGACUUGGGAUCACUCAAGAAGCAUUUUCGCACACAUACAGGUGAACGCCCGUACACUUGCCAACCCUGUGGGAAAUCGUGGCGGAAAAGCAGUAGUUUGAAACAACAUAUGAUGAAACACCGUGGCGAACAGGAGAAGAAAGUUAGUUGUCCUGUUUGCCACAAACGGUUUACCUCGACCCGCCUCAAGGUACACUCGAUUAUACAUUCGGAUGUAAAACCUUUCCCUUGCUCGCACUGUCCAAAAGCUUUCCACACGAAAUCGAAUAGAGAUGUACAUGAACGAAUCCACACCGGAGAGAAACCAUUCUGCUGUCCGAAAUGUUUCAAACGGUUCGCACAGAGUGGUAAUUUGAAGUAUCAUAGUCGUAAAUGCCAGUGAAAAUCAAAACAAAAUUACUGAGCUGAAUGAGUUACCGGGUAGUAAACAAGAUGAGUUAUGUGACAAGAUAUUUAUCUUUUUACAUUAAGGGUGAUUUUACCAAUCCUGGGACAAAAAAAGGAGUAUAUUUUUAUUUCAACCAAAAGGAAGACAAUUUGUUUGUUUUGAGUUGUUUUUAUUUGAUUUUAAAAUAUUAGUGAAUAUUUCUAUUUCUGUUUGAGACAGAUUUCUUAAACGAAAAUAGAUUUUAAAUUUUCAGUGUUAUUUAGUUGUUUUAAUUUGUUAAAUUU